Messenger RNA from Notodromas monacha, 1780 nucleotides. NCBI's taxonomy places the organism in Eukaryota, Metazoa, Arthropoda, Ostracoda, Podocopida, Cyprididae. The record is from the annotation of a GenBank genome assembly.
UAUUGUUACAGAUUUCUCCGUUCUCGUGGUUAUAAUGAGUUCGAUUGGACCGCAGUUACCCCCCGGGUUGGAGACCAAAGUUGAUGACUCAGCGAGUGAUAGUGACAGUGGUGAAUCCGACAGUGACAUCAUCGGCCCGAAGCCGCCGAGCUCUUUUGAAGCCAUUUCUUCAGCUAGUUCAGCUGCGCUGUCGAUAGAACGACGACAGCUUGUCAUGAAGCGGAAAUUGGAAGACAUGGGGGAAGAGAAGCCCCAAGGCAGAGAAACAUGGAUGCUGGAAUUGCCGGAUGAAAAGCGUAGCCUGUUGGGCUUGGGCCCGAGGAAAUUCAAAACGAAAAAUUUGACUGACAAGGAUAAGGAUAGAUCAUGUUGGACCGAUACGCCUGCCGAUAAAGCUCGGAAAGAAAAGGACGCUGAUCAUACAGAAAAGCGUAAGGAACCGCCAAAUCCUGAAGAUAUAGCAGCGUCUGCGAGAGACAAGCGACUUCAAAAAAUUGCCGACAAGUGCAAUGCAAAAAGAACCGAAUCCCUUCUUGAGUUGCACAAGCGAGGAAUUUCGUUGCCUGACAACGCCGCUGCUGAAAAAGUUUCAUCGGCGAGUUUCUCGGAGUCUGAUUCAUCGUCUGAGGAUGAAAAAGCUAAGCGGAAGAGAAGAAGAAAAGAGAAGAAGGCGUUGAAAAAACUCAAGAAAGAGCUUAAAAAAUGUGAAAGGGAAGAGAAGGGCAAGAAGUCUAAGUCACGAGUAAACGAAAAAUCUAAAAAGAAGAAGAAAUCUGACGUGACCCCCGCUGUCACCGAACGAGUUCGCGAAAUGUUGGCGAAAAAUAUUGAAACGGCGCAUUUGGACGCCAUUCAUGACGUGAAGAUUGAUCCGUCGGGUACAGUGUUGGCAUCGUGUUCAUCCGACGGUUCCGUGAGGCUGACGGAUGUUCAGUCUUCUCGCGUACUGGACGUUCUUCAAAUUCACACCGCACCUGUUUGGUCCGUCAGUUGGGCGCCGCCGGUGUACGGUAAUCUGUUGGCCUCUGGUUCUUACUGUGGCAAAGCCGUCAUUUGGUCGUCUCUCCCUGGACCGAAUUGGAAGUUUUCUCCGCUCUACGAAUACCAACACGGAUGUUCCGUCAAUUGUGUAGCAUGGACACCAGCGCAGGCGAAAUGUGCAUCACUCGCUGCUGCCUGCUCGGACGGGGUUGUCGCCAUCUUGAACCGCCGAGCAGAUGGCUCUGGCUUCGAGGUGGACAAGAUUGUUGGAGCACACGGGGUUGCCUGUGCUGCGGUUUCCUGGUCUCCGACGGGAGAAGAACUCGUUUCCGGCGGCUUCGACAAUCUUGUGAAGAUAUGGCGACGAGAAAAAUCAUGGGUCGACGUUGCGGUAUUGAAUGGACAUGCUGGCUGGGUCAGAGACGUUCAGUGGUGUCCUGUUAACAACAAUACACUGGCUUCAUGCAGUGACGACGAUCAGGUUAAAAUUUGGGAAGCGUCAGAUCCAAGCCAUGCUACUUGGACCUGCAAAACCAUAGACUUCAAGGAUAAAGGAACACCUUGGCACGUAAGCUGGUCGCUGUGUGGAACCUUAUUGGCUGUGUCCAGUGGAGAAGGAACUGUUACCCUCUUGAAGAAAUCCACGGACGGAUCUGGCGAGUGGUUUCACAUUUCCAAGUCAGAACGAGACAAGAUGACGGCCAAGUCCAGCAGCGCGGACGUUGCUCAUGUGCAAGCAAUGCAACAGUGAUGGUUAAUUUCCCUGCGAGACGCGCGUCGCCUCGAACUUUGGGGGGGG